This is a messenger RNA of Drosophila innubila, 344 nucleotides long. RefSeq lists its product as uncharacterized. The transcript is spliced from 2 exons. Lineage: Eukaryota; Metazoa; Arthropoda; Insecta; Diptera; Drosophilidae. Bases 39 to 323 code for a protein of 94 amino acids. The record is from RefSeq and is a predicted model, not a curated record.
UGUUAUUAAACUCGUUGACAAGUCAAUUGUUGUUGUCAAUGCUGCUGACACUUUCACUUGUAUUUGCCAAAGACAAAAUUCGAAAUACUCAGGAACAGUCACUUUCCUCCUGGCAGAAGCAAUUCUACCAGUCCAACUGGCAACAGCGUGUGCGAUUCACAGACAAGCCGGAUUCUAUGAGGAGGCGAAUAAUGAGUACGGAGAAGAAGCGUAUAGUUUAUCCGUGCUACUGCUACAAGCCACAAUCAGAGAACGGGGCCACAACCGCCAGCUACGAGAAGUAUAUGAUUGAGACCAAGGAUAUAUUUUUCUUGAACAAAUAAUCAUUUAACAGCCUAAAACUA